Messenger RNA from Cercocebus atys (sooty mangabey), 7679 nucleotides. It is a transcript of the gene MOB3B, whose product is annotated as MOB kinase activator 3B. The record is from RefSeq and is a predicted model, not a curated record. Gene Ontology annotation, molecular function: protein kinase activator activity. The coding region runs from base 2400 to 3050 and encodes 216 amino acids. NCBI's taxonomy places the organism in Eukaryota, Metazoa, Chordata, Mammalia, Primates, Cercopithecidae. Gene Ontology annotation, cellular component: cytoplasm; nucleus. The transcript is spliced from 4 exons. Gene Ontology annotation, biological process: signal transduction; positive regulation of protein phosphorylation.
UAGGUACACAUUUAGAUUUGUGAACUCACAUUGCUUAGGAUGAAAGGAAGGACUCUUGAGGAUGUCUGCUGUUUGUUAGUGAACUGCCUGCAACAAUUACAAUUAGCACACACACGAGCACAAUGAACUGGAUAGUCAGACUUAGCCAAAAUAAACAGAAAUAGCCUCUUGCCAAAUUAACUUUGAGUAGUCCUUGAACUCUGAGUACUGCUGCCCAGAGCAAUAUGACUGUAGGUCCAAGUUUGUUAAUGACUAUGCAAAUGUGCUUUCUUCACUUUUACUCUAUUGUCAUCUGUCUAUUACAAUGUUGCUAUGGCGACAUCUUUCCAACAUCCCUGUGCUCCUUUGGUAUCCUUUAAGGGGAAGCUGUAAUGAAGUGGCUUGGCAAAAGAAUCCUCUUGGAAUUUUUUUUUUCAAACGCUACUGAAGACUAGCAUGACUUUCCUCUUGUGGGAAAUGUAUACAGCGUGAGUUGGAAAUGACGGAAAUUAAUCUGUACUGACUUGGGCAAAGAAUGUGAAUGUUAUUUAUUCUAUUCCAAACUACCUGAAAAUAUUCUUUCUGUUCCUAAUUUGCAGAAGAUAACAUCUUAAGGGACACUGAAACUUGUGCGUGUAUGAGUAUAACACGUGAUGGGGGCCCUUGAGCUCAUGAGGGAGGGGCUACAUGUGGGUGGGGUGAGAAGUAUGCUGGAAAGAAUGACAGGUGGUGACCCUGGAGCACUUACCAUGUGACAGGUGUUACCCUAAGCAUGUUGUAUGUAUUCCUUCAUUGAAUACCUGUAUUAUCCUUAUUUUAUAAGAUGAGGUAACAGAGCUUCAGAAAGUUUAGACUCAGCUACUAUGGGUCUGUCUGACUCUGAUGUUCAUCCUCUUAAAAACUGGGGCAGUUUGAGAAUGAGAUUCCUCGGUGAUGAACAGAAAUAUUGCUUAGGGGCUAUGUUUUUGUAUCUGGCAGUUUUCUCAUAUUUGAGUCUUAUAUUCACAAUCGAUAUCUUUACAUUACACAAAUGACACAGAAUUAGAGUCAUUUAAUCCAGGGUUGAUAUCACUAAGUCAUGACUAUUUAUUAAAUGUUUCUUACAAUAUCUGAGAUGACUUGAUAUUGCAAAAGAUUUAAGUGAUUUUAGAAGUUCUCACUUCGUAGUUAGUUGCAGAAACCUCUGUUGGAGGAGGGAUGUUUUCUCCAUAUAUCUUAAUUUCUACUUAAUGUAUUUCCACACCUCUUUGAAGUGUGUAGUAAGAAUGGUAAAAUGCAGUACUUCGUCAUUUGGUACACUUCAACCAAUAUGCACUAAGAUGUGAUCAUACGGGGAAUAGAAAAAUGUGAAAGACCCAAUUCUUUUUCUGCAGAAGGCAGGAAGCUCAUAUUUGAUUACUGUUACUAUGAACUAUAAAAACGUUUUAAAUGUAGUUUACCCGUAACCAUCACCCUGCAAGGGUGAUAUUGCUCCCCGCCAAUUUACGGAGGAGAAUACCGAGGCUUUAAGGUUGUAGACAGACCAAGACCACACAAGUAGAGAGUGGCGGGCUGUGGGUUGGACUUUAAAAUCCAUGUUCAUCCAUGACUCCCAGUGUGUUCUAGUAAAUCCGCUAGAAUCCGAGUAUUUUCCAAUGAUUGAUGCUCCGCUCUGUGUCAGGCAGUUCGUGGUAUCUUUCAACAAUCAGAAAAUUCUGGGGAAGGCAAACCGUUUCCCCCUCUCUAGGUGCCUUGAAAGUGGCCGUGGUAGACCCACAGAUCAUCCUUUCUGAUCUGACACCUUCUUCACUGCCCUGGCCCGAGAGUCAGUGUCUUUUCUGCAAGGCUGGAAGCCCCCUUAGGACUGGUCAUGUCCCAUCUCUUUCCGGAGGGAAGAUGAUCCCAAAGACGACUUUUCUCCCCACGGAGCUGCCAUUCCGCAGGCGGCCGCCAGGGGUCCCCGCUCGGCGUCCCCGCGAGACGGUCGAGCCCCGGCCGGCUGCGCGGCGCGCUGGGUGCAUGUGGGGGCUGCUCCGGAGCGGCGGCGGCUGCAGCUGGAGCCAGGCGCUCGCCUGUCCGCCGGUUGGCUCGCUGGGACCGCGCGCACCGGCCGCAGAGUCCCUUGAGUGGAUUGGGAAGCGACGCCCCACCUGCCCCGAGCUCACCAUUUUCCUCUCGCGCUGGCUGCAGCUGACCCGGCCAAGGAAACCGACCGGGCCCUGGGCUGGAGGUAAAACCCCACGGAAAGAACAUGAGGUUCCCUUGGAAAUCAUUCAAGAGGAAGAUGGAAGGGGCUGUUUAAAAGAGCUUAAAAGCUACAGGCUGUAAGACUGGGGCCUGAGUGCUGGCAGUGGAAAACCCUGUUGGGCUGUGAUCUCUCCCUAAAAAGUUCCAGGUGCCUUUUUGCUUCCUGCAAAAGAAAGGAAGCGAAAGAGAAGACCAUGUCCAUAGCCCUGAAGCAGGUAUUCAACAAGGACAAGACCUUCCGACCCAAGAGGAAAUUUGAACCUGGCACACAGAGGUUUGAGCUGCACAAACGGGCUCAGGCAUCCCUCAACUCGGGUGUGGACCUGAAGGCAGCUGUGCAGCUACCCAGUGGGGAGGACCAGAAUGAUUGGGUGGCGGUACAUGUGGUGGACUUCUUCAAUCGGAUCAACCUCAUCUAUGGCACCAUCUGUGAGUUCUGCACUGAGCAGACCUGCCCUGUGAUGUCAGGGGGCCCCAAAUAUGAGUAUCGGUGGCAGGAUGACCUCAAGUAUAAGAAGCCAACAGCGCUGCCAGCCCCCCAGUACAUGAACCUUCUUAUGGAUUGGAUUGAGGUUCAGAUCAACAACGAGGAAAUAUUUCCAACAUGUGUGGGUGUUCCCUUCCCAAAGAACUUCCUUCAGAUCUGCAAGAAGAUCCUGUGCCGCCUUUUCCGGGUCUUUGUCCACGUCUACAUCCACCACUUCGACCGGGUCAUUGUGAUGGGUGCAGAGGCCCAUGUCAACACCUGCUACAAACAUUUCUAUUACUUUGUCACAGAGAUGAACCUCAUAGACCGCAAGGAGCUCGAGCCUUUGAAAGAGAUGACGAGCAGGAUGUGUCACUAAUGCUUCACCUCACCCUUUGGAAGAAAGGAAAGCUGUUUCCUCCUGGAGCCCUGAGCGGGCAGGAGGUGGACCACCCUGGCUUAGAUGACACACCUAUUCCCAGGAGCAGCAGAAGUGGAGGCAAGCAGUGACUCCUGAGAGACAGUCCCCACUCACUUUGUGUGCUCUUAACCUUCUGAGUGCCGCUAGCCCAGACCUGUGGACCAAGCAGACCGCAACGUGAAAGAAGGACCAGCCCCUUGAUUGUUCUGGCUGGGGAAUUGUCCACGAGGAAGCCUCUGCACUUCCACACAUGGCACAGUUCUGCCUGUGACCUGCCGCCUAAGCUUUACUGGAAUUCAGGUUUUGAGACUGAGAUGCUUGUUUGUAUUUUUCCACUUAUCUGUCUUGUCAGCUGGCCGACUUCUCUGUGAUUGGUUUUCUAAGUGCCGGGUGAAUUUUGGACCUCUGGAUGUGCAGCAAGUUUUUAUGCAAUAAACCUUCCUUUCAGGUCUCUAAAAGCUCCUGCUCUGGUCUGUGGUUUAACACUGUGCAGGGCUGUGGAGCUCUGAGAGACCUGAACCCCCCAUCCCCAGCACCCCCCUACUGUCCCUGCCGAGGCAUCCAUAGUAUUUCCCUAAUAAGUAGUUUUAUCAGGGACGCUCCAUGGGGUGGCUUGUCUCUGCCCCAAAACAGGGUCUUCACAUUCUAACUGCAGGGAAGAGACUGGUUACUAGCGUCAAGCUGACAAGUUACCAGUUCACCUGAUCAGAAUGUAUUUUUUAUAACCACCGUCAUUCUUUGUCUCUUCAGUUGAAGAUAUUCUUUCCUGUUUCUCAGAAGAGAGAAAUAAUAAAAGUCCUAAAUGACGAAGAAUGAUCAGCGGGAGCCUUGGGCAUGAUUACUGCAGUGUUUGUUCUUUAUUAAAGAGCAGGGAGUCGUGGCUGUCUCUACAUAAUACUAACAUUUCAGUGAAAAAAUAAAAGUAAAAUUGGUUAUUUGGUACGUGUAGAUUUAACAUCCAGACGACUGACUUGUAACCCUCCCCACUGGCCUUCUGAGCAUUUAAACCCAGCCGUCAUUCUCUCCCCACUCCACAAUUCCCGUUCCUCUGCCAUGUUAUGUUACAGCACAAAAUUAAUGUCUGCCCCUGUGAUUGUGCCAUGGUUGCCAAGGUAAUGGUGGAGCUGGAGCUAACUUCCUUCUUUCAUCCUUUCCAAUUUUUCUAUUCCAGAAGACAGUCAGAAUAAUGCAUUCUGUACUACAUCCUGCCUUUUGAAACUUAAAUGAGUUUUCGUUGAUGAAAUGUUGCCUUCUCUGAUUCAUUCACAAAACUGUGGUGGUUCUGACUGCCUGUGACGAGGGGGUCAUAAUACUUCCAGUGAUCCUUUUAAUUUAGCAAAAUAUUUGUUGGUGGAGGGAAGUAGAUAAGAAUGUAUUAGUGUAUUUUAAUGUAAUAAUGAUUAAAGAAUAACUAAAUGACUCUGAUUUUGUUUCAUUAUACAUAAUGUGUUAAAGCCAUCUGUGGCUGCCACAAAAGCCUAGAAUCAUGAAAUCUUUGUCCAAGCUAAGAAAGGGCUGUCUCUGUGGGUACCACAGGCAUUCUCUGUUAACCAAGCAGCCUGAACCUUGCUUUGUGUCUCAUAAAGGUCAUCUCAUGGAAUCCAAUUGCUGCUACCUCACCAUGUUGCUGUGCGCUGGUCAACAAUUAACAUACUUUUUUCCUCCUUUCAGAGUAACUUUGAGAGUACAAGAUAGGCAAAGUUUUUUCCUUACAUCAGUUUUGGCCCAAAGAAUAUCUGACCAUCAUAGAGAUCCAGAGAACAGAAAUAAGAGCCCCUAAGUCCCAGCGUCUGCAAUACGCAGUUACCAGAUGGGAAUGCAGCACAGUGGGACAGAGAGGUGACUACAAAACCGAUGCCCCGGAGGAACUCUGUAGCUGUGCACCAUGGAACGCCACAGGAUUUUUGCAUUAAAAAGUUGAAUAUGUUCCUGCAUUUCAGCAAUGCAUAAUCAAGCAGGAGGCUGGAAUCUGGAGACUUUGUUAUUCAUUCUUUUUAAGGUUAUUUUUUAUUAACUGUGCAUAUGAAAUUUCCACUCAAUUUAAAAAUCCAAGUGUUUUUAAGCUUCUUGGAACAAUUUCCUCCUGCUUAUAUUGUUAAUUGCACUAAUGAACUCUUCUAGGGUAAAUUCUGGCAAACCACUCUUUUUUUUUUUUUUUUUUAAUUACAGAAUGUUCCUGUUCCCACAGGACUUUGGCACAUUCUGAAGAAAAUCUCUGCAGUCAAUUUUUAUCUCCUUGGCUUGACUGCAUCUAACUGUUCAUCUCCGUUAUAAAAAUGGAGCUUCAGCCCUCUGGGUCAGAGACUGACAACCCUCCUUCGUCUUCCUAACCUGUCCUACUCUCCUUCUUUUUCUACUUUCAUUUUAAUUUUGGGAAAUUCUUAAGUGAAAGUUUCAAAGUUGAAAGAUAAUAGUGAGUACCCUUACAUCCUUUAGUGUAUUAGUUGUUAACAUUUUGCCUUGUUUUCUUUUCUUCCUUUUUUUUUUUUUUAAGAGAAGGGGUCUCUCCCUGUUUUACCCAAGCCAGCCUUGAACCCCUUGCCUCAAGUGGUCUUCCACCUUAGCCUCCUGAGUAGCCAGGAUUAUGGCAUGUACCACCGCACCUGCCUCACAUUUUCUUUCUCACUGUAAAUACACAUUCUUAUUCUUGAACCUUCUGAAAAUAAGUUGCAGACAUCAUGAAAAUGUAAAAUACUUCAUCAUAUUCUUCCUUUUAAUAAGAGCAUUGUCCUAUAAAUCUGCAACAUUUUCACACCCAUGAAACUGAACACUGAUACUGUAUAAAUCUAAUAUAUGAUCCAUAUUCAAAAUUCUCCAGUUGUCCCCAAAAUAUCCUUUAUAGCUGUUUAUUUUAAAAUCCAGGGUUCAAUCAAGAAUUAUACGUCACAUGUAGUUGUCAUUCUGUUUUGUUUCCUUUAAUCGAUUAGAGUUGCCCUUUUGUGUGUGUCUGAGUAGUGGGUGGUGGGAUGGUGUUUGUGUAUGAUGUGCAGUGUGUGUGUGUGUGUGUGUGUGUGUGUGUGUGGUGUGUCUUUCAUGACACUGACAUUAUUAAAGAGUUCAGGCAAGUUGGUAGAAUGUCCCACAAUCUAGACUUUUUUACUGAUUGUUUCCUCAUUACAAGAUACAGGUUACAUGUUUUUUUCCAAGACAACUACAUGUGUAAUGUUGUUUCCUUCCUACUGCCCCAGCUCAGGAAGCACAUAGUGUCUAUUUGUCUCUUUUCUGAUAUUAGGACUGAUCAGGUGUUGUCUGCCUGAUCCAAUCAUUAUCAAGUUCCAUAAUUCAUUAUUAAGCUCUGAAAUUCAGGACACGUACAUUUAUAGAGUAUGAGGGCUGUGCAUAUAUACAUUCAUUUCUUAAUGUUCUCAAGGAGGUCCAGGAUCCCCAAAAUAUUAUAGUCAUUGCAGUCAGAUGAUAUAGCAGUAGCAAAGCAUUCAUUCCUUUCCAUAUAACAGGAGGGAGGGGAAGAAGGAAGUUUUCAUGUGCAGGCAAUAUGUGAGUGCGUGGGCAAGUGAGGAUUUGUAUGUUCCCUGUAGCCAGAGGUGAAAUAUUCAACGCUUUUAUUUUUUCUCCCAUCUUCAAUGACCUCCAUUUGGGCCCAUAGUUUAUUUAUAGAGAGCACACACUCCCUAAUUGUCAGUUGGUUUUUUUGGGAAAACCCUUAGAUAGUACGGUGGGUUGUGACCCUCCAAAGGACCACAAGUACAUAAACAGAUACAAAGUAUUUACGUGGUAUUAAACUUUCAUGGUGAUGGUGCAAGGGAGAGAUGAUUAGGAAGAAAAUGUCUUAAAUGGCUAUCAUUGAGAAAUACUGAUCUAGAGUCAUUUCCUGUUUCUUAAAUUGUUCGUUUUUCUCUUCCCUGGGUAUUUUCUCAUUUCCAAAGACCCAGAGUCUCAGAGCCAGGUUAAGUGGAAGAAACUUUGAGAGAUAUCUUAAUCAAUUCCUUCUAUCUCUCAAACCAUACCAGUAACUUCCCUGGUGAAAAAAAUUAUACUCUUACAGAUCUUCAGGCAUGGAAAUUCUACAGCAUUCUUUGGUAUAACCAACCCACUGAACCCUCCACAACAUCUUGAGUUCCAUUCAACUCGAGCUGAAGUAUUCUCUUUGAGUUUCAGUAGAUCUUUUCUAGUAUCCCACUUUUAGAAAGGUCCAAAGAUUAUAUAUAAUAAGAUAAGUGAAAAUAUAAUUAAUCAGAGCUUUACUUGUGUAUCCAUUAAAUAUCUGAAGGCUAUUACCAGUUGUGCUUCGGCCUCCUUUCCCUUGCAGUUCUCCUAGGGUGGCAUCCUCUACGGAGUCUUGUUGCACCAUUGUUGACCAUUGAUGUAACUCAACGUGAAACCUUCCCAAAGCUCUCCAUAUCACUCUCUGUUAUGGAUGUGACCAGCAGUGAACGUGAAGAGAACUUAUUUCAUGCCUUCUCCAAACUAUAUUGUCUCUUUGCUAAGUCCAGACCUGCUUUUUCUACAUUUAUAGGUUUUCUAUUUUAAUCGCCACGCAAAAUUCUUUAUCAUAUUCAAUCAUUUUGGUUUAUCUUCCUGACUUCUUCCCUUUAACGUCCCUGCUAAAGAUUACACUGUUGUUGUUUC